Messenger RNA from Apis florea (little honeybee), 1801 nucleotides. RefSeq lists its product as uncharacterized. The record is from RefSeq and is a predicted model, not a curated record. Lineage: Eukaryota; Metazoa; Arthropoda; Insecta; Hymenoptera; Apidae. Gene Ontology annotation, cellular component: pi-body. Gene Ontology annotation, molecular function: protein binding.
UUUUAAUCAGUAUUUUAAUAUUUGUCUAUUACGAUAAUUAAUGUUGUAUUAAUCUGAAAUAAAAUUUUAUUCAAUAACAAGAUAUUUAAUAUUUUAUAUUUCGUAUUACAUAGAAACAAUUGUACUUAUGUACAAAAAAGUUUAGUAUUGAAAAACGAAAUAUUUUAUCAAUAUAAAGAUAUGGAUAUUGAUGAGGAAAAAGUGAUUGAAUAUCGUAUAAUGAAUGCAUGUACAAUGGGUCAAUUAGAAAUUAUUAAUGAAUAUCUUGAAUCAUAUGAUAUAAAUAAAUUUUUAUACAAUGGAUGGACUCCACUUCUGUAUGCUACAUCUAGUGCACAAUUAGAAGUUAUUAAAUAUCUUGUAAACAAUAAAGCUGAUGUCAAUAAGCAUAAAGAUGGUUAUACACCAUUAAUGGCAUUAUGCAGUUCUAAUAAAGGAACAAUAGAACAACGUAUAAAAUGUUUAACAAUAUUAAUUGAAGCAGGUGCUAAUGUAAAUGCAAGCAAUAAACAAAGACAAACCCCUCUAAUGUAUGCUUGUAUGUCACAAGAAUUAAAAUUUGUACUAGAAUUAAUUAAAUAUGUAAAAAAUAUUAAUGCAUAUGACAAUAGAAAACAAACUGCAUUGAUGUAUGCAACAAUAGCUAAUAAACCAGAAAUAGUCAAAAUAUUAAUAGAAAAUAGAGCAGAUAUCACAUUAACUGACUUCAAUGAUUUAACUGCAAAUGACAUAGCUUCUAUGAAAGGAUAUGAUAAAAUAUCAUCAUUAUUGAACUUUGAUGAAGCAGAAAUGGUACCUACUUAUCAAAUAUCUAAAAUAUGUGAUUGGAAAGAUAUGUUUCCAUCGUUAAUUAACAUAAAUAAUCAAACUGUAGAUUUUGAUAUAUUUACAAUUUUACAUGGAAUGGGUUUAGAACAAUAUACUUAUAUUUUUCAAGGAAUAAAACUUACAGAAUUUUUAAUGUUAACUGAAAACGAUUUAUAUCAUUUAGGAAUGGAUAUUAAUGUACAUAGAAUUCAAUUUAUGGAAUGUCUUCAUAAAUUUCAUAGGAAAAAAUGGAGUAUACAAAGUAUUGGUAUUAUCAAUAAAUCAUUACCUUAUACAUUGUAUGAUGGUGUAGUUUCAUUAGGUAUAGUAUCUAAACAAAUUGCUAUUAUUGGUUCUAGUUUUCAGUAUAUUAAAAAUAGUUUAUUAAAAGCAAAUAAUGAAAACAUAUAUUUAACUAAAAAACAAAUAUCUAAUUAUAAGCAAGAACUUAAAAAGACUCAAAAAAUUCUUAGUUCUUUGAAAAAAGAACUUGUACAAGUAAAAAUACUUUCUAAAAAGAUUCAAGAAAAAAGUAAUGAUAUUGGUAUGCCAGCAGCAUAUAUUGGUCCAAAAAAAUAUAAAAUAAAUUGGCUUAUGUUUUUAAGUAUUACAUUAAUUAUGGGAGUUUAUAUAUCUAAAACAAUUUGCAUUCAAAAAUUGAUACAUCAUUAAAAAUACAAUUGUAUUUAUUUAAAAUUUUUAUAUAUAAUUUUUUUUAGUAUUUUUUCUUUUUUCAAUUUCACUAAUAAAUUAUUUGUCAAUAAUAUUAUUUUUUAUGAAUAUAGAAAAUAGUUAUUAAAAUUCAUAUAUGUAUUUUUUAUGUAGUAUAAAUUUCACAAAUUUUGUUCAUUUAAAUUGACUAAUUUUUUCAUUAAUGGAAAUAAUGGAUGGAAUGUUGGAAGAUUCUGUUGUCUAACUGUUAAUUGAUAACGUUCUAAUGAUCCACUACAAAAAGCUAAUCGAUCUCUUUCAUUUGGAUGCUUAUCCAUCCACU